This is a messenger RNA of Archocentrus centrarchus (flier cichlid), 3406 nucleotides long. Its product is annotated as A disintegrin and metalloproteinase with thrombospondin motifs 2-like. Gene Ontology annotation, biological process: proteolysis; extracellular matrix organization. Gene Ontology annotation, molecular function: metalloendopeptidase activity. Gene Ontology annotation, cellular component: extracellular matrix. NCBI's taxonomy places the organism in Eukaryota, Metazoa, Chordata, Actinopteri, Cichliformes, Cichlidae. The record is from RefSeq and is a predicted model, not a curated record.
CUGUCGUGGCGUGGCUGGUCGCGCCAGGCGGGGAACUUCACCACACUGGAGCCCGGAGUCCCACUCUCUCACCUGCGCAGUUCGGAGCUGCCAUGGGUUUCUCAACAGGAUAUACUGUCCUAAUUAUUCUACCGGCCUUUCUGCUGCACACCAGCGGCCUUUACAUCGCCAGUAGCGUUGACUCCCUGCAGCACGUCCUGGGGGAGUAUGGACUGGUUAGGCCGAUCAGUGUGGACGCAGAGGGCCGCUUCUUGUCACACGCCGUCUCGGCUGGCAGCAUAGCAGGAGGGCAGUCCCGUAGGCGCCGGAGGAGGGAGGUAGGAGAAGGCAAUGAUGAGUGGGAAGGACCAAGAGGAGCUGUGCCCCCUCGGGAAAGGCUUUACUACAACGUCACCGUCUUCGGCCGGGAGUUCCACUUACGUCUGCACCACAAUGCCAGGCUGGUUGCACCCGGAGCCAAGAUGGAGUGGCAUGAUGACAACGACAGCAUCCGGCACUCUGAGCCAUUGCAUGAUGAAUGCUUGUAUGUGGGUGACAUCACAGACACACCAGGAGCCACUGUGGCGAUCAGCAACUGUGAUGGCCUGGCUGGUAUGAUCAAGACAGAGCGAGAGGAGUUUUUCAUCGAGCCAGUCGAGAGGGGCGAUGGAGUGAUAGAAGAGGAGGAGGAGGGAGGAGGAGGAAGGACACACAUCGUCUAUCGCUCUUCAGCCGUUAAGAAAGUGCCCAUCAGCGGUGCAGCAGCCGACUACCACUCCAGAGGUGCAGAUCUUGGUGGUCUGAUGGAGCUGGAGUCUCUGUACCGUGGUGUGGAGCAGAGCAUCAACCACACGCGAGCAGGGCGAGCACGCAGACAGACCUCUGACAGAGCCUACAACAUCGAGGUGCUGCUGGGCGUCGACGACUCAGUGGUCCAGUUUCACGGGAAGGAGCAUGUCCAGAAGUACCUUCUCACACUUAUGAACAUUGUGAAUGAGAUCUACCAUGACAGUUCUUUAGGAGCAAAAAUCAAUGUGGUUCUGGUGCGGAUUAUCAUGCUUGGCUACGGAAAGUCCAUGCGUCUGAUUGAACUAGGAAACCCAUCUCAGAGUCUGGAGAACGUGUGUCGUUGGGCCUUUCUGCAGCAGAAGCAAGACACGGGGGACGCCGAGUAUCACGAUCACGCCAUCUUCCUCACACGGCAGGAAUUUGGCCCCACGGGAAUGCAGGGUUAUGCUCCAGUGACAGGCAUGUGCCACCCAGUCAGGAGCUGCACCCUGAACCACGAGGAUGGUUUCUCCUCAGCCUUUGUGGUGGCACACGAGACCGGACAUGUGCUGGGGAUGGAGCAUGAUGGCCAGGGAAACCGCUGUGGAGAUGAGGUGCACAUGGGCAGCAUCAUGGCUCCUCUGGUGCAAGCUGCUUUCCACCGCUUUCACUGGUCCAAAUGUAGCAUGCAGGAGCUGGGACGAUACCUUCAUUCCUACGACUGUCUUCGUGAUGAUCCUUUUGACCACAACUGGCCAUCGCUGCCUCAACUUCCUGGUUUGCAUUACUCCAUGAAUGAGCAGUGCCGCUUUGACUUCGGCGUGGGCUACACAAUGUGCACCGCGUAUCGCACAUUUGACCCAUGCAAGCAGCUGUGGUGUAGCCACCCAGACAAUCCGUUCUUCUGUAAGACCAAGAAAGGGCCGCCCAUUGAUGGAACCAUGUGUGGGGACGGGAAGCAUUGCUAUAGAGGUCACUGCAUCUGGCUGACCCCUGACCUCAUGAGGCAAGAUGGAAACUGGGGUUCAUGGAGUGAGUUUGGCCAGUGUUCCCGCACCUGUGGUGGAGGAGUACAGUUUCGCACACGCGACUGUAACAAUCCAAUACCACACAAUGGAGGCCGGAAAUGCGUGGGGGCGGAUUCCCAAUUCCAGAUGUGCAACACCAACGAGUGUGAGGAUAUUUACAGUGACCCAAGAGAAGAGCAGUGCCAUGCUUGGGCGCUUCACUCUGAAAUCCACACCAACAAGCACCACUGGCUGCCUUAUGAACACCCAGACCCUAACAAACGCUGCUACUUGCAUUGCCAGUCCAAGGAGACACGAACUGCGGUUUUCACGGAGACAGUGGUCCUGGAUGGUACACGGUGCUCAUACAAGGACCCGCACAGUGUGUGUGUGGGUGGGGAGUGUAAGAAAGUGGGAUGCGACGGUGUGGUCGGCUCCUCAAAGCAGGAGGACAAUUGUGGAGUGUGUGGAGGUGACAACUCCAGCUGCAAAAUCUUCAAAGACAAACCAUCACACGAUAAACCAGAUGUUUGUUUUAUUUCAGGAUUCCUCAAGUUCUGGAAAAUCCCCAGAGGAGCGAGACACUUGCUGAUCCAAGAGCUGAAAGACACCUCACACACUCUAGUGGUUAAAAAUGUGGCAUCGGGGCAAUUCUUCAUAAAUGAAGACAUGGAAAAGCCAGAAUCCUACUCAGUCAUAGAGAAGGGUGUGGAGUGGGAAUAUGAGAAUGAUAAUGACAAGGAGACCCUUCAGUCAACUGGUCCCCUCAGACACGGAGUUCUGAUAAUGGUAUACAACAACACAGAUGUGAAUUUGUCUUACAAGUACUUGAUGAAUACAGACUGUGACUCUGCCAUUCUGAACAACAUGUUAGUGGAGGACAGUGCCUAUGAAUGGGCCCCAAAGAAAUGGUCAUACUGCUCCAAGCCUUGUGGUGGAGGUACACAGUAUCUGCGAUAUGGCUGCAGAAGAAAAGUUGACAGCAAGAUGGUUCAUAAAAGCUUCUGUAACAAGUCCAACAUGAAACCAAGAGGUGACAUGAGAGACUGCAACCAGAAGCCCUGCCCUCCUCCCAUCUGGGUGACAGGGGAGUGGCAGAACUGCAGCAAACAGUGUGGAAAGACAGGCCUGCAAAUCCGAUCGGUGAGCUGUGUCCAGCUUUCGGAUGACAACACAACACGUUCCAUCCACAACAAGCACUGCAACGACAACCGUCCAGAGUCGCGCAGACCCUGCAACCGAUUUCCCUGCCCCAACCAGUGGAGAGUUGGACCGUGGUCACAGUGCUCAGUGACAUGUGGUAAUGGGACCCAGCAGAGACAGGCUUUGUGUCACACCAGGGACAACACAAUCGACCUGUGUCUUGAUAGUAAGCCAGAUACCAUAAGAGUUUGUCGCCUGGCACCAUGUCCCAAGGCUCAUCAGACCUCAACAAGAACGGCAACAUUUGAUCCAGUGGCUGUCACGCCCCAGCCCCAACUUCCCGAAGAUCUCCUCACGCCGUUGUCGUGGAGACCGCUCUGUGUUCUGUCGUAGGGAGGUGCUGAAGCGCUACUGCUCUCUACCGGACUACCAGCGCAUAUGCUGCAUGUCCUGCAGCAAUGUCACUAACAUAGAGCCUGUCCCCAACUCCACCCCCAGAGCCACAUCCA